UCCUUCGGGUUUAGUUCAGUCACCACCUACAGAGAAGUCGAGUUAACGGACUCUAAGCUCUUCUAUCUAAACCUAUGGCCAAAACAGCCGCCUUUCUUUCUUAUAUCGUUGUGCCCAUUACUCUUUAAAAAUUCCGCCGAAAAAGAGAAGACGGUUUUCCAAAAUAUUCUGGCCGUUAUCUCACGGCUCCCCUGUCUCUGCACAGGUGUAUGAGCGCUACCCAGAAGGCCUAGGGGCGGCCCUUUACCGGGAGCAGUUCGACUUCAACGCUGAGCCACCUUGGGAUCCUAGCUGAUAGCGGGACAGGUCCAUCUCCUGACUUGUCCAUUUUGUUGCAUACCGGCAGGACCCAUUGGCUCAGUCGUGACCUCUUGAUUUACUUAUCUAUUCUUUAUGAUUGUCGACUCUGCGGACUACGGUUGAGAUGAAAGGAUUUGCUGACAACCCCGCAUAUAUCAUUGAAUUCCUAGAGGAAGGAGUGACCCUUGAUGAUGUUAUUGAUGGACAUAUCUGUGAACAAGUUCUGGCAGAGAAAAGUGCAUUUAUGGUGGGUGAUCUGGGUGCCUUGAUGCAGCAGCAUGCUCUCUGGCAGAGCGUGGCACCGCAUCUGCAGCCAUACUACCCUGUUAAGUGCAACAGCAGCCCUGCAGUCAUUGAAGUCCUGGCUUCUUUGAAUGUCGGCUUCGUAUGUGCCAAUAAGGCUGAAGUCAUCCUAGUGAUGGCGCAUGGUGUGUCACCAGACAAUAUCAUUCUGUCAGGAGUUUGCAAGCAGCUGGCGCACAUCAAGCAUGCUGCUAAGAACAACAUCCAGCACCUUGUGUGUGACAGUGAGGCCGAGUUGUGCAAAGUCUCUCGUCUGCACCCUAAUGCAAAGUUGCUGCUGCAGUUGACUACUAACAGUCAUGCAGCUGAGACUAGCAUGUCUUUUGGCUCGCCUCUGAAGGGCUGUCGGCACUUGCUGGAGGCAGCAAAAGAGAUGGGGAUUGAAGUGGUGGGAGUGACCUUCCACAUUCCGAGCUCCUGCCAAGACCUUCAGCAGGCCUACAGCCAUGCACUGUCAGAUGCACGUUGUGUAUUUGACAUGGGGGCAGAGCUGGGUUUUAACAUGAACAUCCUGGACAUAGGUGGUGGAUUCACUGGUUCAGAGUUUCAGCUCAGACAGGUUGAGUCGGCAAUCAGGCCACUGUUGGAUAACUACUUCCCACUACUAUCUGGUGUGCACGUGCUGGCACAGCCUGGUGGCUUCUAUGUGACCUCUGCUUUUAGCUUAGCUGUGAAUGUGAUUGGCAAGAAGGCACUACCCCGCCACUGGGACAGCAAAGUCCAAGGUGAACUGGGUAUCAAAGGUGAUGCAGAGUUUCUGUAUUACAUGAAAGAAGGUGUGUAUGGUCCAUUCAGCCGCAAGUUACUGGGAAAUGCCAUUGGAGCUCCAUCAGUGCACAAGCAUGCCCUGUGUGCUGAGGGGGAAGUGUAUCCCAGCAGCCUGUGGGGCCCGUCACUGGAUCAGCUAGACCAGGUGGUGGAGCACUGCCUGCUGCCAGAGCUCAGCGUGGGAGACUGGCUUCUCUUCUCCAACAUGGGUGCCUGUGACCCUGAAGACUGCUCUUCACAACUGCCCAUCUACUACACCAUCUCCAUCUCAGACUGGUGGGUACGACAUGCAGGAGGCCGGUGUGGCCCUGGAUAGUGCAGAGAAGAAUUUCACCAUGGUUCACUGCAUUGAGUAACUAUCCUCUGGCCCCUCUCCCGUAUUGCAUUGCACAGAUCCUCCUUAAGGCCUACGUAAACUACAACACUGCACACAGACGUGCACAAACAGCUGUGUCCACCUCCAUAGUUACACAUCACCAUUGUGGGCAGGUACAUAAAAUACCUAGAAAGUGCACAUUCGAAGAUGCCUGUAGUGUACACAGUUUUCUGCCUGCUAGCAUAGCUUAGCAUCUUAUCUCUGCUAAGAAGAUGUGUAUAAAAAGAAAACACUUGGCUGUUCACUCCAGCUGUAAAUUAAAACAAUCAGCGUCUUACUCUGUGCUGUACAACAGCACGAGGUUGUGACUGCAGAGGGUUGCACAUCUUUUUGUCAAUAAGCCCUGGCAACUGACUACCCAUAAUUCUUGUCCCUACAUCAACUAGAAGUGACACUGACGUGCAGCAGUGCUGUAGUUUACAGCAGCCUUAAGCCUCAGCUUUCCCCGUCAGAAGAAGGAUGAAUGUUAUUCGGGACAAGGGGCUAAAUGUGGUCUACAUUCCAGCCUCCUUGAAAUGCAGUGUCCUGUACAUUUAGUGGAAUUUGGUCGACUUUCCUCUCUGGAUUCCCAAAAUCUGUCAGCUAAAAGAAUUAACGCCCAAAAUGACAUUAUGCAACAAAAUGGACGACUCUAUGGAGAUUGGACCCCUGCUGUCUUUGGGGUCGCUUGUUUCCUGAAAUUAAAUUCAGUUUACAAAAUGUACAAUUGAUUUAAUCCUGUUCUGUAUUGAUAACAUAACACUUGUGUAAAUCCUGUGUCUGUUAAAUGCAUUUUGUCUGUAGAUGGUUUGUGAAGUAUUUGUAAGAAUCGGUGCCCUGUGCAGAUUCUACUCUUCGGACAGCUCACUUUGCAUAAUUUAAAUGAAAUUAGUACAGUGACCUACCCUUCUUGCAGUUCUUCUCAUGACAUUUUUAUUUAUUUGAUUCAAAGAUUAGUGGGGCCAUAUUGACAGCUCCAUCUUUAAGUGUAUUAUGCUGUGGUCAUCCAACAGUGUUGUCCUGUUAAGACAUUACUUUUUAAUGCAACAUGCACAAAGCAUGCUGUGAUUGCCAUUUGUGACCUUGGUGGCUUCCUAUUAUUUGAAAGGCAUGAAGGAAUUGCUGUGAGAGACUUUCUCUACCAUUCGAAUACAUUGUAACCACGCACGUACUAAGAAAUAAUUUCCUGUAUAAAAUAGGUAAUAAUAUGGUUAUAAGAUUUUGCAGAUUAAACACUACAGGCAAGAUCUUUUAUCUCCUGUUGUACAUCCCUGGAAAUUCUUUGGUGCUGGUUUUCAUUGGACUAUUCUAAAGAUGUUCUGAAAACCU
Molecule: messenger RNA, 3055 nt
Organism: Thalassophryne amazonica
Lineage: Eukaryota; Metazoa; Chordata; Actinopteri; Batrachoidiformes; Batrachoididae
Gene: azin1b
Product: antizyme inhibitor 1b
Exons: 11
Coding region: 425-1687 (420 amino acids)
Biological process (GO): positive regulation of polyamine transmembrane transport; negative regulation of protein catabolic process
Cellular component (GO): cytoplasm
Molecular function (GO): ornithine decarboxylase activity; ornithine decarboxylase activator activity
Source: RefSeq, a predicted model, not a curated record